GUGUGUGGUGGUCAUAUUUUUUUAAACCCACGUCGUUAUGCUUGGGGAUAUUUUUAGCUCCUGUGGCCUAAUUAUAAUUAUUCAGCAAUAUUCUUGGAAUGAACCUACAAGCUUGAUGUGAUAUGUACGCAAUAGUUUCUCUUCUUAAGCUUGGCGUGGGUUUGAAGGGAUGUCGUGAGGAUUAAAAGAGCACAUACGAUCUUGCAUUAUUGCAUUCCCACUUCACAGAGAAGUCAGGAAUCGCAAUGUGUGUGGGCUGUGGAAGUCAGAUACACGACCAGUACAUCCUGAGAGUGUCCCCGGACCUGGAGUGGCACGCAGCCUGCCUCAAGUGUGCAGAGUGCAACCAGCAUCUGGACGAGACCUGCACUUGCUUCGUCCGAGACGGAAAGACUUACUGUAAAAGAGAUUAUGCAAGGUUAUUUGGCAUCAAAUGUGCAAAGUGUAACAUGGGCUUCUGUAGCAGCGACCUGGUGAUGAGAGCCCGGGACAAUGUGUAUCACAUGGAGUGCUUUCGGUGCUCGGUGUGUAGCCGACACCUCCUGCCGGGGGACGAGUUCUCCCUGCGGGACGACGAGCUGCUGUGCCGGGCGGACCACGGCUUGAUGAUGGAGAGGGCCUCAGCAGGGAGCCCGCUGAGCCCGGGGAACAUUCACAACAGACCGCUACACAUCUCAGAUCCAGUUUCGGUCCGGCACCCUCCACAUCACCGGAACCACGUCCACAAGCCGUCCGAGAAGACCACCAGAGUGCGGACGGUGCUCAACGAGAAGCAGCUCCACACACUGCGGACCUGCUACAAUGCCAAUCCGAGACCGGACGCUCUGAUGAAGGAGCAGCUGGUGGAGAUGACCGGCCUGAGCCCCAGGGUGAUCCGCGUCUGGUUUCAGAACAAGCGCUGCAAAGACAAGAAGAAGUCCAUCCUGAUGAAACAGCUUCAGCAGCAGCAGCACAACGACAAAACCAAUCUGCAGGGCCUGACAGGCACACCUCUGGUGGCAGGCAGUCCUAUCCGCCACGACAACACCGUGCAGGGGAAUCCUGUGGAGGUGCAGUCCUACCAGCCUCCAUGGAAAACCCUCAGCGACUUCGCCCUGCAGACCGAUCUCGACCAGCCUGCUUUCCAACAACUGGUGUCUUUCUCUGAAGCGGGCUCUCUGGGGAACUCCUCAGGCAGUGAUGUGACCUCUCUGUCGUCUCAGUUGCCGGACACUCCGAACAGUAUGGUGCCGAGUCCCGUGGACACGUGAGGAAGUACCAGGAUCAGCUGGAGGCACCGAGCUGCAGGAAUGAGCAAAAACCCUCAGUGACAUUCAAAGAACGAAUAUAACAGCCAGGAUGGAUUUUGCUGGAGGAUCAUUUCAUUCAAGUCCCCUUUGGAGGAUUUGAGGUCUGACUGUUCCCUGUACAUCUAGGUAUCUGAUCCCACUCUCCUGCCCCAUGACACUUCGGCAGGACACGCAGCUGUUCAUGGACAUUCUGGUUUUCGAGCUAUAUAUGGGACACCUUGCCUCCACAACGCCCACACCUGAACUGAAUACAACGGGAAUAUAUGGUGGGAUUUAAACACGGGAGCCUGCUCUGGACGUCCGAACGCUAAUGCUUACAGUAUGUUUUAAAGGGGAAAAAAAUACAAGCUGUGUAGAUGUGCAUGAUUUCCACGCUCACUAUCGACUAUUGUAAAUUAUUGAAACAGAUAAGAGAGAGAUGCGCGCUGUUCGCGGUUCCUCCAGAAAAAAAUAAGUUAUUAUUAUUUAUUAUUGAAGGCAGACAUGGCUGGACUUAACAAUAAAGGGACUGAUUAUUGCAUGCAAAAUCCAUUUGUUCCAUAAACAUUCAGAAGAUUUUAAUUAUGGUCAGUGAAAAUAAAUCAGUUUUAUGGGAAAUGACAGCGCAUCUGCUGCUUAUAAAGCGUGACUUUGUUUAAAGUGCGGAUUGAUCUGGAAAAGCUCAGGGGAAAAAAGUGGUGCAAAAAAGAGAGAAAAACUCACACUCCUUCGGCCAGUUCAAUCUUUCAGUUUUACACAUGUUCUUGUUUCUAGAGGUGCAAACCUCCACACCGUGAGGCAGGAGCCUGCAACACUGAAUCUGCUUAUAUUUAGCGUUUCUGCGCCAAGUGGAUCAGUGACUGAUGGUUGACAAUAUAUUAUUAUUAGGCAUUUGGCACAUGUAUCACGGUUCACUGAGUGAGACACAAUAGUCUGCGGCUUUUUUAAUCUGACUUGAUAUGUUUUUAUGGCUUUGAAUGUUUACACUGGCUAUAUGAGUAUUAAUGCGCUCCUCAGCCUGGGGCUGAAAUUUAUAGCAAAUUGUGCGUAAUGUUAUGUUCCAGUUAUGGUGAUAAAAUGAUAAAAAUCGAGCAUUUUUAGGGGGAAAAGUGCAAAAAAAAAAAAAAGAGAGAGAAAAAAAGUAAACCAUUACAACCAUGUGAAUCCCCGUGGUUAGGCUACAAGUCUAGACAGAGGACAGGCUUCGGCGGCCCCCUUAUCUACAUCUGGCAUCACCUGCAAAGGAUACGCUGAAUGGGCCCACAACAAAACGCGCAGCGCUGAGGGGACUCCCAGCCUGCGGACGCAUUCUAGCGUGUCUUGAGUUUAUUUUCAUUCCAGUAGGAAUCCUGAGCGACAAAUAGCCGCUGGACAAGAGAGCAUACAGGUCAAGCCGUCACUGACAUCCUACACCCGCUACAAUUUGUCGGGGAGGAUCUUUUCUUUUAAAAAAAAAAAAAAAAAAUCACUGAAGGAAACGAGAUCUGAUUAAAAUGAACAAUCCUGUUACCUGCUGGUAAAUAUUUAAAAGUGGCAAAUUAGAUACAGCAGUGGUAACUAUUUAUUUAAUAUUAAAAAAGGCUAUGGGGUGAUAUAACCUGUGGAUUUUAACAGGGAUUAUCUUGUAACCGAUCAGGACAACCUAAACUUACAAUGUCAAGACUGCAUUUCCGCACAAUGAAGUGAGUCUAACCUGUAGAUUGAUGCAUUUCAGUUUUUUCUUCUUGUAGUUCGAUUUGGGCAGCUAGAUCCAAAAAAACCUCAAUAUGUCUCAACCAGUUCAUAUGUACUCAUGUGUCGUCAAUGACAGCUCACAUUGGGCAUCAUUAUCCAACUCCAUAGGAAGCCAAAUUAAGGGGGGACAU
Molecule: messenger RNA, 3133 nt
Organism: Haplochromis burtoni (Burton's mouthbrooder)
Lineage: Eukaryota; Metazoa; Chordata; Actinopteri; Cichliformes; Cichlidae
Gene: isl2a
Product: ISL LIM homeobox 2a
Exons: 5
Coding region: 246-1250 (334 amino acids)
Biological process (GO): neuron fate specification; positive regulation of transcription by RNA polymerase II; axonogenesis
Cellular component (GO): nucleus
Molecular function (GO): DNA-binding transcription factor activity, RNA polymerase II-specific; cis-regulatory region sequence-specific DNA binding
Source: RefSeq, a predicted model, not a curated record